Molecule: messenger RNA, 1107 nt
Organism: Pleurotus ostreatus (oyster mushroom)
Lineage: Eukaryota; Fungi; Basidiomycota; Agaricomycetes; Agaricales; Pleurotaceae
Exons: 3
Coding region: 1-1107 (368 amino acids)
Biological process (GO): mitochondrial tRNA threonylcarbamoyladenosine modification
Cellular component (GO): mitochondrion
Source: RefSeq, a predicted model, not a curated record
AUGCUCUCUCUCAGUGCCACCAUCCGUCGUCCCCCGCGAUGGCGACGCGCUUUUACUGUGCUGGCGCUCGAGUCUUCGGCUGAUGACACAUGCGCUGCUGUGGUCGACUCCUUCCGCAAUAUUUUAUCUAAUGUGGUUAUCAAGCAACACGACCUACAUGAAACAUUCGGGGGGAUACACCCGACUGUAGCCAUUGAGGCCCACCAACGUAACAUGCCUCGUGCUAUCCGAACCGCCCUAUCCGAUGCGCGUCUGUCAGUAAACGACGUUGACGGAAUUGCCUACACACGAGGCCCCGGCAUCGGUGGCUGUCUGAGCGUCGGGUCGAAUGCUGCAAAGAACAUUGCCGCUGCUCUGAACAAGCCCAUGGUUGGUGUACAUCAUAUGCAAGCCCACGCCCUCACGCCACUGCUGACUUCACCUCCAAGUGAUUCUCCUGAAUUCCCAUACCUCACUAUCCUAGUAUCAGGGGGACAUACCCUGCUUCUACUGGCGACAUCCUUGACAAAGUUCCGCAUUUUGGCGACAACAGCUGACGAAAGCAUUGGCCGGGCAUUCGAUAAAGUUGGACGAAUUCUGGAAAUGCAAUGGGGUACCCAUGGGCCCGCUGCUAGCCUCGAACACUUUGCGUCGCUAGCGCUGCCCGAGGAGAUCGCCAAAGCUCCAACGUUUCCACGCCCGUUUUGGAAGAAACCGGCAUUCUCCUAUGCAUCACUGCAUUCCACUGUCGAGAGACAUGUGCACUCAUUAGGCGGUGUCAAUAACCUAGACGUAUCCGCGCGCCGAGGCCUUGCUCACGCGUUCCAAAAGUCAGCUGUCGAUCAGCUGGAAGACAAACUGUCGCAGGCUUUGUUGUGGUGCGCCAACCGCAGUGUAGACGUUCGAGGAGUUGUCGUCAGCGGCGGUGUUGCAAGUAAUCAGUACUUGCGAUCAAGGCUGGACAUAUUUUGUUCAGGGCAGUCACUGAGGACGUUCUUCCCUCCUGUAUUGCUCUGUACAGACAACGCGGCCAUGAUUGCGUGGGCAUCUAUGCACCGCUUCCUUGGGCAGGAUCACGAUAGCUAUGAGAUUGAAUUGCGACCAAAAUGGAGUAUUGAAGAUAUCUAG